AUGUCCAUUCUAAGACUCACUGGAACGUUCUUUGGAUUACAUUUACGCUCUUGGGCCGUACUGGCCAUUGGUAUGCUGAUAGUUCUAACUGCUUACCGAUCUGUGAGUGACUUGAGUAAGCGGGUUACUUUACUUGGGAAUGCAAGAUUGAAGUUAG
Candidula unifasciata is the source of this 157-nucleotide messenger RNA. Lineage: Eukaryota; Metazoa; Mollusca; Gastropoda; Stylommatophora; Geomitridae. The record is from the annotation of a GenBank genome assembly.